UCUUCAUCAAGUUGGCAGUGUGGACGCACAACAGGAACCUAGUAAAAAAGUCACUGGGUUUGAGCAUUCCAAUUAUAAUUAUUCUGAUGCAAUCUAUAGGCAAGGUGAAAAACCCUUAAAAGAAUUUCCAGAAAAACAGACCAUGCCUGAAAGUGUUGCUACAUCCACAGAACAUAAUGCUAGUUCAACAGCUUAUGUGAAUAAAACAAGAAGCAAAGAAUCUAUAUGUCUUCCGUCUCCAGCCUCUAAACAACGUGUUAAUAAAACACAAUUGCCAGAAACUCCUCACAUGCCAUCAGAUCGUAGAACAAUACAAACCUCUGGAAAAACAAAGAAAUCAAGUAACUUGGCAGAUGUUACACAUAUAGUUAAAAGGCCGGUUUCGUCCAUGUUUUUACAAGCAGCCACGCUGGGGAACACAGAUAGCAGGGUUCCACCAGUUCUUCCCGACCCUCCACCAACACCUCUUGUACAUCAAGAUACAGAUGAUGAAGAAUUUGUGAUAGAUGAAUCUUUAUUUGUUCCAAACCUGUUGGUUUCUAUACCUAGAUUUGGAAAGACAAACAAACAGUUGGCGUCUGAAUCAGAGAUUAAGAGACAUGAGAAGGUCACAGACACUAACCAAGCCAGACCCAUUGGAUCUGAUAUAAUUUCCAAUGAUGGUUAUAAUGACAAAGAACAUGUUUUUACAGAAGGACAGAUGGUUAAUUCUGUAGAGGAAAAUUAUACUGCAUUAUCUGAACAAGAAAUGCUUUCUUCACAUGAGAGGCCCCCAGUCGAACCUAUAGAGUGUGUAAAGUCGAGGCCAAGCAAAGGAGGUCACAGGAAUAAAAAGACCCCUUUAAAGCCCGUUGACCAGUCAUGUGAAAAAGCUAAUGAGAGUAGCUCAUCUGAAGGGGAACAUGCUAUGCAGAAAAAAACCUCAGCAAAACAGAAAAAACAAAAAAAUAAAAAAAAGAGAAAUGUAGAGAGUGUAAAGUCAAGACCAAGUAAAGGAGGUCCCAAGAAUAAAAAGACCCUUCUAGAGCCCAUUGUCCAGCCAGAUGAAAAUACUAAUGAUGGUGGCUCCUCUGAAGGGGAAAAUGCUAUGCAGAAAAAAACCUUGACGGAACAGAGAAAAGAAAAAAAGAGAAAACUUCAUGAGCCAUUAAAAAAAGGAGGGCAGAAGAAGGGUUCAUCCGCUCUUGCACCAGUUACUGCCCUUCCUAAUGAAAACUGCAAUGAGCAAAAUGAUGCAAUAAAUGUUUCGUCAAAGGAGAUGCAUACCACAGAACUCUGUAGCACAUCAAAGAAGAAAGUGUUGCCUUUAAGUGUCAAUAAUCAACGUCUCCCUUCAGCAAAUGAAAAUACACUUUCAUCCCAGGAAGACGAGGGUAAGCAUUUUAAAUCCAAAAGAAGAAAGCGGUCUUCUGAUGAUGAGCCAAUCCCAUCUACAAGUGAUGUCAGGUAUUCUGGUCGUAGUCAGAGAACACACAAGCCACCUGGAAAUUGGUGGGCUGUCACUUCACCAGAGUUUGAUAAGACUCUUUCAUUGAGAAAACAAUCAUCUCCGAAAAAAACACAAAAGACCAGUCCAAAAAAAAAAGACAAAUCAAAAAGGGUUUCCGUGUCAAAGCAAAGAAAGAAAAAUGACAAAAAGGAGGCAAUACUCUCUGAGCUUCCAGACUCUCAGCCUAUCGAUGAUGCUACUGCUAAGGAUGCCUCUCCUAAUGAGAACAAUGCUGUAGAUAACAGUGGAGCAAAGAAAAAUCAAAAGUCCCAAAAUCCACAUAAAAUUGUGUCUGGUGAUGAGAACAACAUAGAGACCCCACAUUCUGUUGUAGCUGCAUCUCAAGGUUUGCCAUCAUCCAAGUCAUUAGGAAAGCGAAAAGUUGCAGAAGAGAAUGACAACCAAGACGAAGAACUUCCACUGCCUCAAAAGGUGAUAAAAUCUAUACUUAAAACGGACACUCAGAAUUCCAACAGGCCGGCUCUUUCAAAAGAGCCUAUACUAGAUAGUAUGGAAGAAAGUGAGGAUAUCAUCAGUAUUGGCAAAGUGUCUUCAGUUCAGCACAGCAAAACAUCUCAUGUGGCAGAGUUACGAAAAUCCAUUAUGCCAGGACACACUCAAGAAAAUGCUACCAAUUUUAGAAGUUCGUUGGCCUCAUUUGGAGAUGCUUAUAUCAAAAGUCCACAUGUUCAAAAUAUAUCAGGUGAGGAUUGCACAGAAUUGCAGACUGAGGAAGCACUUCUGACAGGUAGUGCAAAAAAGUCACAAAAGAAACCUGGCAGUUCACAGACACUAAAACACACUCCUCGAACACGUAUUGAGAGUGCUGUACUUGGUGAUGAAAUGCAUGAGGUUUUAAACUUUGAAGAUCAUCCGCUAUUACAACUGCAUAACAAAGGCACGCCAAGAACAGAGCCAGACAAAGUUGUAAUCGGAAGCGGUCCAUCUCUUAAACGAAGUGUUGAAUUCAUCAAGCGUGAUGGGAUACCAGCUACUAGUGAACUGUCUGACUCUUCAGAAUUUGACGAUGAUCAUAGAAAGUAUAAUGUGCGUCAGAGACUUGUUCUGCCCUCAAAUACACCCAAUGUUCGCCGCUCAAGAAGGACAAAAGUAAAGCCACUGCAAUACUGGAGGGGUGAACGUGUAAAUUAUUUAUCUAGACCAUCAGGCCUUGUUGUUGAUGGAAUAAUACCUCCAUCAGAGAAAGCCAGAGGGGGGAAAUCUACUGCCAAAAGAAAACAUAUCCGCAAGGGACAAGCAGGUGGCGAUGUUUAUGAAGGAAAAGUGCCUUCAGAAGGUAAACGACAUGGAACAAAAGCUGUUACUAAAACAGUGAGUGAAGUUGUAGAAGAAGCAGAAAUACAUGUUGCUGAUAAUACAGACUUUCAACUCACGGACCAUACAACCGUUCUGGAUCAUGCUAAAGGAACAGAAAUACAAGUUGAAUGUGUCCGAUUUGCUGAACAUUGUGUAUCUAGCACUCAGAGAGAUUUCAUAUCGGUAACCAAGGCUCUUCGGAAUUCCACAUUUUCUGUGGGUAAAUUGAAACUUGGUCCAUUGCAACAAAAAGGAUAUCAGUUUGUUUGCCUCGACACAAUAGUAUUUUAUAUUAUCCAUGGUUUAGUGGAAGUAACAAUCCAUGUAACAAACUACCAUCUGAAAGCUGGAGAUUAUUUUUUUGUGCCACCAGGUAAUAUGUAUAAUAUUAGGAACCUGAAAAGUGAGGAAGCAGUGCUCAUUUUCACUCAGAUCAAAGGUUCUCAAAUGUUUGUUGAAGAAUCUGAGUGACAUAGACCCAACAAAGGAAGUAAACAAGACUACAAUGUACAGAUAAUUUUUUUUUUUUUUUUUUUUUGGAGAAGUGUAACAUGUAGGGUUUCUCAUUUAAGUAUGAAUGUUUGAAAGUUGUGUGUCUAGAAACAAUGUCUAACUAUGUAUGUUUCCAUUACCAGUGUUUUUAGGAAUAUGAAUGUAAAUAAUCUUUGUUUUAUUGGUCUGACAAAAUGCAUAUGCUCAGUAGCAAUCCUGAAGCACUCCUCCAGUCAGUAUUUAAAUCUUUUGUUCGUUCAGUGUUGUAAACGCAGCACUGUUUUAUCUUGUAUAGCCUAAAGUGCACCUGUUAUAAAAAUAAUGCCAUGGUGUAAUUUUAGACAAGACAGAGUUCACUGUGCAUGUGCAAAUUACUAUUAUAUGUGUGUGUAUAUAUAUAUAUAUAUAUAUAUAUAUAUUAAAUACUCACUGAUGUAUAUAUGUAUGAGAGAGAAAAAAUGUGUGUAUGUGUAUGCUAUAUAUAUACAUAAUGUCUUGUUUACCUGCUGUGAACUGUUAUCAACAAUUAAUGGCAGGUUCAGUUUAAAAAAAAAAAUGUCUUGUUUAAAAUGUGGUGUUUGUAUAUUUUCUUGUUUUGUAUACAUUUUCUAUGGAGUUGAUUUUACUUUUGUAUUAAAAUAAAUAUAGUCGCUGA
Messenger RNA from Spea bombifrons (plains spadefoot toad), 3953 nucleotides. RefSeq names its product centromere protein C (gene CENPC). Bases 143 to 3277 code for a protein of 1044 amino acids. Gene Ontology annotation, biological process: kinetochore assembly; attachment of mitotic spindle microtubules to kinetochore; spindle attachment to meiosis I kinetochore. Gene Ontology annotation, molecular function: centromeric DNA binding. The record is from RefSeq and is a predicted model, not a curated record. Gene Ontology annotation, cellular component: kinetochore. Lineage: Eukaryota; Metazoa; Chordata; Amphibia; Anura; Pelobatidae. The transcript is spliced from 14 exons.